AUUCGGGUCGCGUCCAGUUGCUGGCAGCCAUCUCUCGCGGUCGCGGCCUCGCGGGCAACCUCCUGUCUUCUCCCCAUCGGAUCCAGUGCUGCGGAUCCGCAUUUCCGCAAGGUAGUCAAUGGCGGCUUCCCCGGCGGAGGCGGGGGCACAGGCGCUGCCCGAGGCGACGGAGGCGAAGGAGAAGGGCAAGCGGGGCGGGGUGCUGAGGAGGGUGUGGCGGGCGCUCUUCGGUGGCCGCGAGGACUUCGAGAAGCGGCUGCAGUACCUAUCCAAGGAGGAGGCCGCCGUGCACGCGCGGAUGCGCCGGCGGACGCAGUUCUCGCGCCGCACCGUGCGAAACCUCAUCGUACUCUCCGUCCUCGCCGAGGUGUUAGCUGUUGUUUAUGCCAUCAUGAUGACAAGAAAUGAGGAUCUAACUUGGCAAAUGAGGGCAAUACGGGUGCUACCUAUGUUCGUUCUUCCUGUUGUAUCCUCUGUCAUAUAUUCAACAGUUGUUAACUUCACAAGAAUGCUUGAGCGGAAAGAUCAGAAGACCCUUGAAAAAUUGAGGGCUGAGAGAAAAGCCAAGAUUGAUGAGCUUAAAGAGAGAACAAACUAUUAUCUUACCCAACAGCUUAUUCAGAAAUAUGAUCUUGAUCCUGCCGCAAAGGCUGCAGCAGCUUCAGUUUUGGCAUCUAAGCUUGGGGAGGACACUGGCUUAAAAGUUCAUGUUGGAGAAGAACCAAAGCUGGAUGCUGCAGUGGCUAGAAGCAAUGAUGUUGAGAUAGUACCAUCAGAUGGUUUGAGAAACAGGAAACAACCCAAUGCAAGAGGAAGCAGGACCGGGAGCCCUACUGCUGAUACCCCAGCACGGGGAACUGAAUCCAGUCUAACUGCUGGUGCAGACCUGGAAACUGCUCCAGCUCCUUUGGUGGUAGAACAUCAUCAAGGCUUAGGGGCUAGUGAUGGUGGUGGAUGGAUUGCAAAGAUUGCUGCCUUACUUGUGGCAGAGGACCCAUCACAGUCAUAUGCUUUGAUAUGUGGCAACUGCCAUAUGCAUAAUGGCUUGGCCCGAAAGGAAGAUUAUCCGCAUGUUACCUACUACUGCCCACAUUGUCAUGCAUUAAACACAUCAAAGCAGUCCAUGUGGCAAUACUCGGGCUCCAACUCAGGGCGGUCAUCCCCUGUUGUUCUGGAUGAUGGUCUAUCCACUUCCAGUUCAGUACAAGAGACUGAAUUGAGUAACCUGACACACACUGCAGGAGCUACCUGAGGAAGGAAAUGCAGAGAAGCAAGAAAAGGCAAGUUGAUGGUUCACAGAACUUCUAUUGAUGUGUGUGGAACUACUUAAUCUUUAGACGUAUAUCGUCAUGUGUUCUGGUGGAGCCACAGAUUUAGCACUGUUGUAAAUUGGAAAUAGUGACUGAUAUGAUCCCUCAGAUACUUAGCACACACCCAAAAGAAGAAACUAGCCAUGGUGACAUCCUUGAGUGGAUGAUUUUUUGUUGUCAAUAGAGCGCGAAGACUUCCUGCUGCAUGACAAGAGUCACAAGAUGGUGCUGAAAAGCUAUAUAUGAUAAAUGAGGCAAUCUAACAGGUCAGAUGUGUAACGUUCAUACAAGAUGGUGUAGGAUAUAACAUAAUAUCAUUGCUUCGUUUUCUAUUUCUAUCAUUUUUAUAUGCACACGCUUGUUCAGAGACCA
This is a messenger RNA of Zea mays, 1682 nucleotides long. RefSeq lists its product as uncharacterized. NCBI's taxonomy places the organism in Eukaryota, Viridiplantae, Streptophyta, Magnoliopsida, Poales, Poaceae. The coding region runs from base 119 to 1252 and encodes 377 amino acids. Gene Ontology annotation, cellular component: endoplasmic reticulum tubular network. Gene Ontology annotation, biological process: endoplasmic reticulum tubular network organization. The record is from RefSeq and is marked predicted. The transcript is spliced from 5 exons.